AUGACUCUAUCCAGAGUAGAAGUCUUCUUGAACUUUGCAACAUGGACAGGGGCAGUUCUCUACUCACUUUAUAACUUUUACUUAGCAUGUGACAUUUUUAAUCACCAAGAAGAUAGCUACAAUGACUUCUCACCAGGUUGGACAUUCCUCCAUCGAAGAAAAGACUCAGCUGACAUCGAAUGGCAAACAAUUCUAUAUCUCCUCACACAAAUAACAUCAUGGUGUCUUAUGCAUGCAUUCCUCAGUGAAAUAAUAUCUAAAACUAAAUUUUAUAACUAUAAACAAACUCAGAUCUUCCAAAUAACAUUCACAUUGAUUUAUUUAAUUGUACAUAUGCCAAUAGUAUUACUACUAAUGAUAAUUCUCCAACCAGUUGUGUUCAGACUGUUCUACACAUUACAAAACACUGUUUUAAUGUGGAUUUGUUGGUUGUCAUGUCUCACAAUCAUCACAAUGCUUAAAUUUGUUGAUUUAAGUGAGUAUCUCGAUGGAUAUAAUGAGAUGGAUGUGUAUUUGACUAUCACCUGUUUAUUCUGGAUGAAUUUAAAGUGCUUCAGUUAUUUUAUGGACAAAUUUAAACAAAACAAAGAAGAAACAUUAACAAAAGAUGGUUUAUCUUCUAAAAGUGUUGAUAAUUUAGAGUAUUUUGCAUAUUGUUUGUACUUACCUACACUUUUUGGUGGACCAUUUGUAUGUUUCGAUGAUUAUGUUCAUUGUGCACAAGAUGGCCACUUAAAACAUUCAUUUUUAACUAAAUUAACCAAACUAGGGAAGAAUUUAGUGAGAAUUGGAUUCUGGGUGGUUUUCACUGAAUUUGCCCUGCAUUUUAUUUAUGUUAAUCCAAUGAUUUAUCAAAUUGAGCAUGUUAAAACUUUCAACUCCUGGACGUUUUACGGCUAUGGUUACGCAAUGGGACAAUAUUUCCACCUGAAAUACGUCGUAUUAUACGGUUUUAGUCUAUCAUUCGCAGAAUUCGACGGAAUUCCAGUCCCCAACAGACCAAAAUGCAUCGGAAGGAUUCAUGUCUAUUCAGAUAUGUGGAAACACUUCGAUCGUGGCUUCUACAUUUUCCUCGUACGAUAUAUCUACAUUCCAUUAAUGGGCGACCAAAGAACACUACGCCGGCAGAUACUCGCAAGCAUAGUGUGCUUCCUCUUCGUCUACGCAUGGCACGGCAUAGCCACCUUCAUCCUCAUCUGGACCAUAAUCAAUCUCAUCACAAUCAUCAUCGAAAAAUGCUUUAAACUGUUCAUUGACUCGCAAAUCGGCGCAAACAUCAUGCAUGAAUUGAAUUUAAGUGAUCAAUGGAGGCAAAGACUGCAUGGUAUUAUUGCUGCACCAUUAUUAGCUAUAUCAGCAAUGUCAAAUUCAUAUUUUUUCGCUGGUAGGGAAGUCGGAGAUGCUUUCUUUGCGCAGUUCUUUGCAAGUCAACUCAGCGCAAAGCUAACAUUCUUUUUCCUGCUGUACUUUUGCUGUCAGGUGUCAAUUGAAACCAAACAAUGGGAACAAAAGAAGUCAACAGCAGGAAAACAGCGAUAACGAAUAAAAAAUUGGAUAAUUAGAAGUAAUACUAUGUACAGUACCGGGUCAUUGAUGAUUUUGUAAGAAAAUGCCGCAGAAAAUGAUUGUUUUCAUGUGGAAUGAUUAAUGAAUAAAAUAAUACCGAAUAUAA
Molecule: messenger RNA, 1672 nt
Organism: Dalotia coriaria
Lineage: Eukaryota; Metazoa; Arthropoda; Insecta; Coleoptera; Staphylinidae
Gene: rasp
Product: protein-cysteine N-palmitoyltransferase Rasp
Exons: 4
Coding region: 1-1539 (512 amino acids)
Biological process (GO): protein palmitoylation
Cellular component (GO): endoplasmic reticulum
Molecular function (GO): palmitoyltransferase activity
Source: RefSeq, a predicted model, not a curated record